Thrips palmi is the source of this 1039-nucleotide messenger RNA. RefSeq names its product CD63 antigen-like. The record is from RefSeq and is a predicted model, not a curated record. Bases 147 to 962 code for a protein of 271 amino acids. The transcript has 5 exons. Gene Ontology annotation, cellular component: membrane. Lineage: Eukaryota; Metazoa; Arthropoda; Insecta; Thysanoptera; Thripidae.
UAAAACAAUAAGUACCAGCAGGCGGCGCGCGACCAGAGUGAGCAGAGGCCCCGGCCCGGCAGCAACAGAGCGAGCCAAGCGUUUGUUGUGAUAUCCUGCCCCGUCCUCGUCCACCGCCGCGAAGCCGCGAACCGCCAAGCACCACCAUGGCGCACCUCAACAACGACCUGGGCAUCGGCCUGCAGUGCAUCAAGUACCUGCUGGUGGCCUUCAACUUCCUCUUCGCGCUGAGCGGCACCCUGCUGGUGCUGACCUCCAUGAUGGUGGCCGGCCCCCUGUCCGAGCUCAAGCCGCUCCUGGACAGCCACUUCCUGUACCCGGGCGUGUUCCUGGGCGUGGUGGGCGGCGCCGUGAUCGCCGUGUCCUGCUGCGGCAUCUGGGGCGCCCUCAAGCAGAGCACCGCGCUCAUCUCCUUGUUCUCGUUCCUGCUGAGCAUCCUCCUGCUCCUCGAGCUCGGCGUCGGCUUGUCCGCCUUCGUGCUCCAGGACGGCCUCCGCAACGCGCUGCGCGACCGCAUGUUCUUUGGGAUCAGCGCGUACAACGGGGACCCCAUGAUGCAGCGCGCCGUGGACCGCAUGCAGACAGGGCUCCAGUGCUGCGGCGCGGAGGGGCCUGCGGACUGGGAGGAGGUCAUCCGGAACACCACCCUGCCGCGUUCCUGCUGCACCAGCCACCCGACCAUCACCGACUGCACGGCAGACCAGAUCUUGAACAUCGUGCCCGGCUGCAUCCCCGAGAUGGGCAUCUUCGUCACCAGGAGCUCGGCGUUCAUCGCUUCUACCGCUGUGGUCACCGCGUUCACUCAGUUCCUUGGAGUGCUGUUUGCCUGCACUUUGGGUCGCUCUAUUCGACAACAAAAGACACUGCAAGAGAUGCGCCGUGUGCAACUGCGCAACAACCUCGUCAACUCAUAUUCUCCUCUUGAGACAAAACCCAUGCCCCCAAUAACCAUUACCUAUUAGAUGUCUACCUUAAUAAACACACAUAUGUAAGAUAAUCACUUCCUUUUGUAAAAUAAAUGCUAAUUUAACAGAUGCAA